Messenger RNA from Dalotia coriaria, 662 nucleotides. Its product is annotated as general odorant-binding protein 28a-like. Gene Ontology annotation, molecular function: odorant binding. The coding region runs from base 108 to 542 and encodes 144 amino acids. NCBI's taxonomy places the organism in Eukaryota, Metazoa, Arthropoda, Insecta, Coleoptera, Staphylinidae. The transcript has 3 exons. The record is from RefSeq and is a predicted model, not a curated record.
AUAAAAGAGGAGCGCUUAACAAAUAAUCUAACAGUUUGAGCCUGAGCAUCAGCAACACGAAAUUAUUACCGUUAUUUUUAGUUUUGUUGUUCAUAUUACUGAUUAAUAUGAAGUUUAUCGUGGUUUUCGCGUUGUGUUUAGCAGUUGUCACUGCAGAACUCAGUAAAGAAUUCCUAGAAGCAAUAAUGAAAGAGGAGGAUGAAAUCGGUGAAGAAUGUUUAAAGCAAGAAAAUGCCAGCCAAGCAGAUAUGGAUGAAUUAACCGAGAAAAAGAACCCAACCAGAAGGGAAGGAAAAUGUUUGAUUGCUUGUUACUACGAGGCUUACGAAAUGAAGGAAAAAGAUGGGAAAAUCACCGAGGAAGGAAUUUUGAAAUCUCUGCGCGGUUUCAAGGAACAAGAUGAAGACAUCUACAAAAAUUUAGUGAAAAUCAUGGUUGAAAUUUGCCUGCCAGAAGUUAAAUCCACUGACAGAUGUGAAGCGGCCGCUGAAUUCGAGGCUUGUUAUCUAUCACACACCGAAAAAGUCAACGCAAUCUUUUAAACACUGUAUCAACUUCAUGUUUUAUUGUUAAUCAAUCUUUUGUGAACGCUAUGCAUAUUUUUAAUAUAUUCUUUACUUGUGUAUUUAUACACUGAAUAAAUAUUGGAUUUAAUUUAAAAA